Molecule: messenger RNA, 2631 nt
Organism: Nematostella vectensis (starlet sea anemone)
Lineage: Eukaryota; Metazoa; Cnidaria; Anthozoa; Actiniaria; Edwardsiidae
Product: melanopsin
Exons: 7
Coding region: 557-1642 (361 amino acids)
Biological process (GO): G protein-coupled receptor signaling pathway
Cellular component (GO): membrane
Molecular function (GO): G protein-coupled receptor activity
Source: RefSeq, a predicted model, not a curated record
GAUACCAUGUAGAUAAAGUUUCCUUCAAAAGCAAAGGACAAACCACGAAGGAUCAGAUUAGAAGAGCCACAUCGUCUUUUUUUCUUCAGUUAUUCCGGGGUCUUUUUUCUCUCGUGCUAUCUUUAAUGCAGUUUUAGUUGUCGUUAAACGCAGAGGGGGUGUCAUUGCCCUCAGCGGCGCAACUGACAAAGAAAAACCGAUCACACUUAGCACUUUCAGGUUAUUAUUUGGGAUCCAUUAUUUUCACGAAGAUGGCUCUCAAAUGUUUUUUUUUUCUUUUUCGCCAUAUGUAAUCUGUACGUGACAGGCGCAGUUCGGGGAUCCUUGAUUCCUCACUUCCUAUGUACGAGAAUUGUGAAGUAUCUCGCGGCAAUUAUAGACGAGAGCUAUCAGGCGCACGUAACUUAAUUUCAGUAAACUGCUUCUCGUGGUCAAAGAUAACAACUCAUUUUGCCAUACAUCCAAAAGUUGGCUAAUUUAUGCUGACACUGCUUGAAGGUAUUGAAAGGAAAAAUCUACAAUAUCAGGUUAAAGUGAGGCAAAGCUUGAUCAAGUCAUGGAGACGUCUGAGGAAAAAACUGGAUUUUAUGCAGUUUAUGGCACCGUCAUGUUCGUUAUUCUCAUAAUGGGGUUACUUGGAAACAUAGUGAUAAUUCCUGUUCUUUUGAGCUCCGAGCACCGUAAGAAGUCCAACAGUCCAUUUAUGCUGAACAUGGCAUUUGUCGACAUCCUGCUUUGUGCCUUCGGCUUCACCGUUUCAGUUUCGUAUAACCUCGCGGUGAAGUCAGAGAGUACCAAAGAUUCCUUGCGAUGUGCUUGGCUAGCCUUUAUCAACUGCUUCUCGGGAAUCAACUCAAUAGCCACCCUAACCGUAAUGGCUGCCAUCUCCUACACUGGCGUGACGUCACUGCGUGCGGCGCAGGUUCAGAGGUUCGAUAGCAAGAAAACAGCCAUCAUAAUCGCUGGGAUCUGGAUCUAUUCGUUCGUCACCACCAUCCCCCCAGCGUUCGGGUGGAACCGGUUCGUCCCGUUUCUGGAUGGUAUCAGCUGCCACCCUGAUUGGGUGUCUCAGAAACCGGCGGACAAGGCGUACAUCGGCUUCCUGGUGGUACUUGGGUUCUUCUUACCUAUGAUCAUCAUUGUCUUCUCGUAUCUGAAAACUUACGGGUACAUCAGGCAUGCCACCAUCCCUGCCUCCCUGAGCAACGAGUCUGUGUUCCGCCGACAACUAGAGACAAAGAGGAAGACAUUGCGCAUGGUAGUAGCCGCCAUCUUGAUGUUCUUCAUCAGCUGGUCGCCUUACUGUAUCGUCAGCCUUAUCGAGUCCGCCAAAGGAGAGGUCGUGCUGUCACCAGGCGUCUCUAUGAUCCCAGAGCUGAUGGCUAAAGCAAGCGUGAUGUACAACCCGGUGGUAUACACUCUGAUGAACGCACGAUUUCGUGCCACUCUCAAGCGGCUUCUGCACCUGUCACCCAUGGAAGAGACCACUGACCUUAUGAGCAUGACUGCUGGCACGAGCACUCUGGCAUCGCAGGGAAAAGUCUCGCAGACGGGAGAGGAAUGUUCCGACGGUCCGAGGGUCAUAAGUGUAGUGGAAUCCAAAGAGCGUAGAGCACUUUUCGCCAAGGUGGAUCGGGGAUGAACCAGGGAGAGUUCGUGGAAAGAGCAACAGCGACAUUUACUAGUGAUUUUAUACAGUGGCACCUGUAUUUUACGAUACUGGAUUUUACGAUAACUUCGAUUUGAAGAAAAAUUUUUUUCUCCAGGCAGAAAUACAGUGAAUUUUAUAAUAAAUUACCUCGAUCGUACGCUAUCGGAAACAACGAUAUACUCGAUUUUACGACACGUAUGCUCUUCCGCGUAAUUUUGACCUCAUUCUGUCUAUCAAAAAGAGAGAAAAAACUUGGACAAUUUAUCGAUUUUUUGACUUGACAAAUCUUGUUAAAUGCAGAUUACAGUCUUUAGAGAUUAACUGGACAGCCUUACACAGGGUGUUACAAUAUUAAUAUUUUGUAAAAUUUGAUGAUUAACCCGACCUCGUUACUACGAUUUCAAUGGAUUUUCCUUUAUAUCGUAAAAUCGAGGACCACUUUGCAACGGUACGCUGAUUUUACGAUGCAUUUUCUUUCUCCCAUAUCGUAAAAUCCAGAUUCCACAACUAAGUAGCUGUCCAUAUCGUUUUGGCUUUCUCGAUUUCCGGAUAUUUUUUGCUCUCGAGUGCCUUUGUUGAAAAUUAUGAUCAUUAUUAUUAUUCAAUUAUUUAUGUCUAUUACUCGAUAAUUAUUUAUGUAUAUAGUAAUUGAUAGGAAUUAAUUUUAAUUAAUAUUAAUCAAAAUUAAUGUAAUAGUAAUGUCAUUGCCAUACUAUAGCUUGGCCGUUAGAAUGACUACAUCAGAGGCUGUGCUGAUAGUUUUAAUGUUCUUAUUAUGUAUCUAUGUAGCUUUUUUAGAUAUUAAUAUAGUGAAAUACUAUAGUGAAUAUGCCUCCUAGCAAAUCAUGUAAUUAAAUAAAGAAAUAAAUGAAAAAAAAUGAUAACAGUUAUUAAACUAUAUACUCUUAGAUAUAUACGCUAAGAUACAUUGUAGCACUUAAAAUCUUAAUAAGAAAUUAAAGGGGUAAUGUAUUUAUUGA